This is a messenger RNA of Rhizopus microsporus ATCC 52813, 1104 nucleotides long. RefSeq names its product NAD(P)-binding protein. Gene Ontology annotation, molecular function: dTDP-glucose 4,6-dehydratase activity. The record is from RefSeq and is a predicted model, not a curated record. The transcript has 6 exons. Bases 1 to 1104 code for a protein of 367 amino acids. Gene Ontology annotation, biological process: nucleotide-sugar metabolic process. Lineage: Eukaryota; Fungi; Mucoromycota; Mucoromycetes; Mucorales; Rhizopodaceae.
AUGAGUGACUUUGACCGAGAGGACAUUGGAGAAAGAGUGUCUGAAUUAGCCAGUGACCUGAGAGAUGUCAAGAAUAUAUUAGUGACAGGAGGUGCAGGGUUUAUAGGAUCAUUUCUUGUUAGAAAGCUUGUCGUACUUUAUCCAGAGUAUCAUAUUUAUGUAGUAGACAAGUUGGAUUAUUGUGGAUCAUUGCAUAACUUGAAGUCAGUCAGAGAGUUUCCAAACUUUACAUUUGUUCGAGGGGAUAUUACUUCUGCGGAUUUUAUUACAUUUUUACUUAGGGAUAAAAACAUUGAUGUCAUCUUUCAUCUGGCAGCACAGACUCAUGUUGAUAACUCUUUUGGAGAUUCAUUUGAAUUUACAAAGAACAAUGUCAUGGGAACACAUGUCCUUUUAGAAGCCGCCAAGAUUAGUAAAAUUAGACGGUUUAUUCAUGUCAGUACAGACGAGGUCUAUGGCGAAGUUAUCAAUGGUCCUGAUUGUCCUGAAGAUACCAUCCUAUCCCCAUCUAAUCCUUACUCUGCCACCAAGGCAGCUGCUGAAUGCCUUGUCAAAGCAUACCACAAAUCUUUUGGUCUGCCCAUCAUGAUCACUCGAUCGAACAAUGUCUAUGGACCUUAUCAGUAUCCUGAAAAGAUCACAUCCAAAUUUGUUUGUAGUUUACUUCGUGGUGGAAAAUGUUAUAUUCAUGGCGACGGACAUAAUUCAAGAAAAUAUUUGUAUGCAGCUGAUGUAGCUGAUGCCCUCGACAUCAUCUUCCACAAGGGAAGUGUAGGCGAAACCUAUAACAUUGGAUCGCCUCUGGAGAUAUCAAACUUGGAAAUGGCAAGAAGAUUAAUACUCUUGUUUGGAUAUAAAGAGAAUGAAGUGGAUCAACAUGUUGAAUUUGUUAGAGAUAGAGCAUUUAAUGACCGAAGGUAUGCAAUAGAUUGCUCAAAACUAGAGAAACUUGGAUGGGCACCUAGGAUGAAGUUUGAGGAAGGCUUAUUAAAAACAAUUGAAUGGUAUAGACAAUGUACAGAUACUUGGUGGGGCGAUGUAAGUAGUGCACUUAUACCGCAUCCAUUUAAAGUCAUUCCUGCUUAUGAUGAAACUGCCAUUUAA